AUGGCAGAAUCCAACCCGUCGCGGUUCACGGUAAUCAUUGCCGGUGGCAGUCUUGUCGGCUUAACGACAGCGGUGACGCUGGAAAAGGCUGGGAUCGACUAUGUCCUGUUAGAGAAGCGAGAGAUCACUCCUCAUUUGGGCGCCUCUGUAUCCAUUCAUCCACACACUCAACGAGUUAUGGAGCAGCUCGGCAUUUGGCCCGAGAUCAAGGCUGGCGUUGUGCCGUUAGAAACUCGACAACACUAUGAUGAGAACGGUAGCUUGUUUGAGGAUUCAGCCAUCCUACAAGAGAUUUCCAAGAUGUUUAUGCUUAGCUGCAUCUAUAACCAGGUUGCAGACAAGUCCCGAAUUCGAGCUCAAACUGGUGUGAUUUCCUUCACUGAAACAGAUGAUGGCAUUGAGGUAGUUACGGAUAAAGGUGAAACCAUCAAAGGAGACAUCCUUCUGGGUGCCGAUGGCAUCCACAGCACAAUACGAAACCUGAUGGCUGAUAAGAUUGCUUCUACUGAUCCCAUUGCAUCAAAAGAAAUGCAAAGUGGCUUCACAAGCAACUAUCAUUGUAUCUUUGCAACCUCCAGAAACGCCAAAGAGUCAGCUGGUGGCAAACCAUUCUUGCCAGAUGGGGCCGUGCACAACGUUUACUAUUCGGGCUUCUCUGGCGUCAUUGCUGCCGGCGUCCCUGGCCUUGUCUUCUGGUUUCUUUUUGUGAAGAGUGACCGUGCAACUCAGACCCCCAAUACACCGCGCUUCACGGAAGAGGAGACUGAGGCCACAAUCGCCAAAUACGGAGACUAUGCUGUUGGCCCAGGCUACACGUUCAAAGACUUGUGGGAGAGCAGAGUCAGAGCGAACAUGCUACCCCUUGAAGAGGGAGUUUUGAAGCCAAAGUGGAAUUCCGGUGGUAGAGUUGCACUUAUGGGUGACGCGGUUCACAAAGCGACCAUCAAUCCUGGGCUUGGAGGCAACUUGGCCGUUGAGGGUGUUGUUCACCUAAUGAACGAAUUGGUACCCUUGGUGCGACGAUGUGAAGCAGAUGGUGGAAGAAAUCCAACCAAGAGCGAGAUCACUGCUGCUUUGGAUGCUUAUGAGGCGAAGCAGCGACCCCAUGCUAACACCAUCGUCACCAUGUCCGGGUAUGUCACACGAUAUGAAGCAAUGGAGACAUGGUGGUUGAGGCUAUUGCGCCGUAUGUCUCCCUGGGUCAGUGACAAGACCAAGGCCGGUGGAUUCGUUGGAUAUAUAAAUGAAGGACCAUGGCUGAACUUUUUACCCAACCCGGAUGAGGAACAGAAGUUGGCUGAGAAGCAGUAG
Messenger RNA from Trichoderma virens Gv29-8, 1311 nucleotides. RefSeq lists its product as uncharacterized. Lineage: Eukaryota; Fungi; Ascomycota; Sordariomycetes; Hypocreales; Hypocreaceae. The transcript is spliced from 2 exons. Bases 1 to 1311 code for a protein of 436 amino acids. The record is from RefSeq and is a predicted model, not a curated record. Gene Ontology annotation, molecular function: FAD binding.